Messenger RNA from Oncorhynchus tshawytscha (Chinook salmon), 3192 nucleotides. RefSeq names its product sodium/myo-inositol cotransporter-like. Lineage: Eukaryota; Metazoa; Chordata; Actinopteri; Salmoniformes; Salmonidae. The record is from RefSeq and is a predicted model, not a curated record. Gene Ontology annotation, biological process: transmembrane transport; myo-inositol transport; inositol metabolic process. The coding region runs from base 596 to 2713 and encodes 705 amino acids. Gene Ontology annotation, molecular function: D-glucose:sodium symporter activity. The transcript is spliced from 2 exons. Gene Ontology annotation, cellular component: plasma membrane.
GACCCGAAACACAAGCCUCUUCUUAACACAGCGCGCAUCCAACCUGGAAGCCAGCCGCACCAAUGUCAUUUUGAUAGAAACAUUUGAUGGGGAAAUACCAAUUGGAUGGAAACCGACUAAUAAUUUCGUCACCAAUUAUGCUAAAACUUGAGGCUAGAGCGUGCAUCUACGCCAUAGGCAAAGAUGGGGGGCGUGUUCAUAGAAAUGGCACUAUGCUGUCAAACCAAAAUUGGAACGCAACCUGUGAAAAAAAUUGCACCUGAUCUACCUGCCUAGGAAGGAGCGUGAUUGAUGCCGCGAGUCCGGUGUUGGAGAGAUUAGUCAGAGAAGGGCUGCUGGAAAUGGAGUGUUGAUACAGAUGAGCUGCUACCUCCAACCUACAGUAUUUCCCGUCAACCCUUAGGGUGCCUUGCUGUGGGAAUACCUCACCAAGACCUAAACUGGACCUGACUCGCCUGCAACAUCCAAGCAUUCAGUGUCUUAGAAUCUCUCAUAAUCAACUGAAAGACUGGUACUUACAUUGAAAGGGUACUGAUCACUAAAGCAACCAUAUCACCUAACUCCUCAAUAACUGUCUUUAGAAGUAUUAUCCAAGAUGGCUCCCACCACCAUGGAGGCAGCGGACAUCGUUGUUGUGGUGCUGUACUUCAUCCUGGUCCUUGCCAUUGGCUUCUUCGCCAUGAUGAAAGCCAAUCGGAGCACUGUGAGUGGUUACUUCCUGGCCGGCCGAUCAAUGAACUGGGCUAUGAUUGGUGCCUCUCUGUUCGUCAGCAACAUUGGCAGCGAGCAUUUCAUUGGCCUUGCAGGGUCCGGGGCGGCCAGUGGGUUCGGAGUCGCCGCAUGGGAGUUCAAUGCCCUCCUGCUCCUCCAGCUCCUGGGCUGGGUGUUCAUCCCGGUUUACAUCCACUCUGGGGUCUACACAAUGCCAGAGUACCUGGCCAAGCGCUUCGGCGGCCGACGGCUCAAGGUCUACUUCGCUGCUCUCUCUCUGCUGCUCUACAUUUUCACCAAGCUCUCUGUGGACCUGUACUCCGGAGCGCUCUUCAUCCAGGAGUCACUGGGCUGUAAUCUCUAUCUGUCCAUCAUCCUUCUCAUCACCGUGACCACGCUGCUGACCGUCACAGGGGGCCUGGUUGCGGUCAUCUACACCGACACCCUCCAGGCGUUCCUGAUGAUUGGCGGCGCGCUAUGCCUAACCGCCAUUAGCCUGGUAAAAGUGGGUGGCCUGGAAGGGGUGCUGACUAAGUACAUGGAAGCCAGACCGAACAUCACAGCGAUAUUAGCAUCCUCCAACUUCACCUAUAUCCCCUCCUGCCAUGUGGAGCCCAAGCCCGACUCCCUGCGCAUCCUAAGGGGCCCGCUGGACAAGGAUCUCCCCUGGCCGGGCUUCCUCCUUGGCCAGACCCCGGCCUCCAUCUGGUACUGGUGUGCCGACCAGGUCAUCGUCCAGCGGGUGCUAGCCGCACGGAGCAUCUCCCACGCUAAAGGCUCCACACUGAUGGCCGGCUUCCUCAAGAUCCUGCCCAUGUUCAUCAUCAUCAUUCCCGGGAUGAUCUCCCGCAUACUGUUUGCAGAUGAGCUGGCAUGUAUCAGCCCAGAACACUGCAUGGAGGUGUGUGGAUCCAGGGCCGGGUGCUCUAACAUCGCCUACCCCCGCCUGGUGAUGUCCGUCAUGCCGGUGGGUCUGCGUGGCCUGAUGAUGGCGGUGAUGAUCGCAGCGCUCAUGAGCGACCUGGACUCAAUCUUCAACUCCGCCAGCACCAUCUUCACCUUGGACAUUUACAAAAUGGCGCGGGAGCGGGCGUCGUCGAGGGAGCUGAUGGUGGUUGGACGUGUGUUUGUGGUGUUCAUGGUGGUUAUCAGCAUCGCCUGGGUUCCUGUCAUCAUCGAGAUGCAGGGAGGCCAGAUGUUCUACUACAUCCAGGAAGUGUCUGACUACCUGACCCCACCCAUCGCUGCCCUAUUCCUGCUGGGCGUCCUAUGGCGGCGCUGCAAUGAGACAGGUGCGUUCUGGGGUGUCAUAGUGGGGUUCGCGUUGGGCGCCACGAGACUGGUGCUUGCGUUCAUCUACAGAGAGCCCCACUGCGACGAGCCGGACGAGCGGCCGUCUUUUGUCAAGGACGUUCAUUUCAUGUACGUGGCAGCCGGGCUGUUCUGGAUCUCAGGCCUGGUGGCUGUGGUGGUUAGCCUCUGCACCCCUCCACCGAGCAUAGAGCAGGUCCGCACCACUACCUUCUGGGGGCUACGCCAAAGAAACACAACCCUAAACAUAGAGAGAGACGAGGAGGAGAUGAGCAAGCUGAACCCCCAAACUAAGACCCAUGUCAAUGGGAAUGGCUGCAUAGACAAGGAGACGACCAAAGACCUCCAUAAUGGGGUGGAGGCUUUAUCCUAUAUGGAGUCUCCGUCUAAUCUCCAAAAUGGCGGCCACCCGACCUUUUCAAGCACUAGAAUGGCGGUAAACCAAGAAAAGCCUUGGGUGGUCUGCUGUGGAGGAGUAGGAGGGGAGAAGGGGAGGUGUGUGAGGGUUCUAGAGUGGUUCUGUGGGUUUAAGGAGGAGCCGGCUAAGACCCGGCCCAGAUCAGCCGAGGAGGAAGAGAGACUUUUGCAGGAGAUGCUCCAGGAGACCCCCAGAACCAGACUCAUCCUCAACAUGGGCCUGGUGCUGGUCUGCUCUGUGGGGGUGUUCCUCUUCAUCUACUUCUCUCUGUAGGAGGGGAUCUCAACCUGUGACAUACACAAUAUAGUUUAUAUGUAAUAUGUCUGUCUACAUGUGACAUCUAAAGAAGUGUUUCUUAACUUGUGUUUCCUACGCCACCCCAAAAGUUCAAGCCCAGUGAAUCAGGUGUGCUUCAGCUGGCCUAGAACAAAAAUGUCCAACCUUGGUGGUCCUCCAACAUGGAUUCCGGGGUAGACAUAACAUGGGAAACGUAAAUCUAGUAUGUAAUGUUACAUUUCUUAUGGUACAGUGCCUUAAAGUAUUCACACCGCUUUACUUUUUCAAAAUUUUGUUGUUACAAAUUGGGUUUAAAAUAGAUGUAAUUGUCAUUUUUUGUCAACGAUUUACACUACAUACUCAAUUCAAAGUGGAAAGAAAUUCACAACAAAUUAAAUGGAAAAUAAAACACUAAUAUCUUCAUUAGAGAAGUAUUCAACCCCCUGAGUCAAUACAUGUUAGAAUUACCUUUGGAA